UAUUUUAUUUCAAACUAUUUAUGUUUAGAAGUUGAUAUUAAUUGUCUAUAUCUAUUAGUUGUAGUAGCAAUUGAAUUUUAAAGUCAAUUGCUAUUCUUAUAGACGAAACAUCUGUUCAUUCAAUUGUACAAUAUGGUACUGGAAGUGCCUGAUCAAGCGCAAAUACCAACUCAAUCGCAAUUGCCUAACGGCAAUAAGGCUGAUUUGACCGAUGCUUCAACCGCGAACCGAGAAGUAAAGAAAGAUUUAAAUACAACUUUUAAUCAACCAAUUGUUGGAUCAGGAGCUGUACCUGCAGUUGAACCACCUAGUAAACAAGAAGUAAGGGAGUCUGAAUCUGAAUCUAAAGCUAAAUCAAAUGAAUCAACUUUACCACCUCCACCUAAGAAAUUGAAAAUUAGAGAUCAUGCAACUUUCUCAUGGGAAAAUGUUGGACCUUGGGAUAUUGAAUCUUCUGAUGAUAAAGCUGCUUCAUUAAAAUAUAUUAAAAAUGUUGAAACUUAUAUUACUGAUCAUUUUUAUGGAGAUUGGUAUUGGAAUUGUUCAUUAAUUAUUGGUACAUGUUUCUUUUCUUGGCUUGUUGCAAGACUUGGAGGAGGGAUUUUAUCACUUGGAUUAGUAUUAUUAGGAACUAAUUCUGUGUAUAGAUUAGAAUUCAGAAGAUUUAAUAGAGAUAUAAGAGAUGAUAUGACAAGAAUUCAUGCUAAUAAUAGAUUAGAUAAAGAAGUUGAAACUAUGGAAUGGAUGAAUUCAUUUUUAGAUAAAUUUUGGGUUAUUUAUAUGCCUGCAUUAUCAGAACAAGUUAUGUAUCAAACUAAUUUAGUAUUAAAAGAUGCUGCACCUGGAUUUGGAAUUGAUAAAUUAUCAUUAGAUGAAUUUACUUUAGGUUCAAAAGCUCCAAGAGUUCAUUCAAUAAAGACUUAUCCAAAAAAGGCUAAUGAUAUAAUUGAAAUGGAUUGGAAUUUUUCAUUUGCUCCAAAUGAUACUGAUGAUAUGACUAAAAAUGAAAUUAAGAAAAAGAUUGAUCCAAAAGUUGGAUUAGGAGUUACUAUUGGUAAAGCAUUUGUAUCAAAAUCUUUACCUAUUUUAGUUGAAGAUAUGUCAUUUAAAGGUAGAAUGAAAAUUAAAUUAACAUUAAUUGAAAAUUUCCCUCAUGUUAAAAUAGUCUCAGUACAAUUUUUAGAACCUCCAACCAUUGAUUAUGCUCUUAAACCAGUUGGUGGUGAUACACUUGGACUUGAUAUUAUGUCAUUUAUUCCUGGUUUAUCAUCAUUUGUUAAUGGGAUUAUUCAUAUGACUUUAAAACCAAUGUUUUAUGCUCCUAAUCAUUUUGAUGUUGAUGUUGAAGAAAUUAUGGCUCAACAAUCAAAUGAUUCAAUUGGAGUUGUGGCAGUUACCAUUAAAAGAUUAACCAAAUUAAAAACUGGUCCUAAUACACCUCCAAAUAGUAUUAAUCCUUAUGUACAAAUUAAACUUGGUAAUAAUUAUGAAAUUGAUGAAAAGACCAAUGUUAAGAAAUUGAUUAAUGAUCCAAUUUAUAAUGAAACUAAAUAUAUAUUGGUUCAAUCAUUAGAUGGAAAUAAAUUAAAUUUUAAUAUAUUUAAUUUACUUGUUGAUAAAGCUGAUGAUCAAUUAAUUGGUAAUACUGAUUUUGCCCUUGGAGAUUUAUUACAACAAGAAGUUCAAACUGGAUUAAUUAAAAAUAUUACUGAAGGAGGUAAAUCUGUUGGAAAAAUUGAAUUUGAUGUUCGAUAUUUCCCAACUUUACCACCAUUAGAAUUAGAAGAUGGUACCAAAGAACCAGUAACUGAUACAGAAAUUGGGAUUUUAAAAUUAAAUUUACAUGAAGCUAGAAAUCUUGAACUUUCUGAUUCAUUUAUUGGAUUAUUAAAUCCUUAUGCCGAAAUUUAUAUUAAUAAUGAAUUAAUUAAAACUUGUCGUAAAUUAAGACAAACUAAUGAACCAUCAUGGGAUCAAUCUAUUGAAACAUUAAUUACUGAACAAUCUCAAACUGAAAUUCAAGUAUUAGUUAAAGAUUCAGUUGAUAAUAAUAUUGUGGGUAAAUUAGAUGUUAAUUUACAAGAUAUUGUAUUUGAAACUAAUAGAGGUCAACAUUGGUUAACUUCAGCUCCAAUAAAAGAAGGAGGAGUUGAACCAAGAUUUAGAAUUACUGCUAGUUGGAAAGCCUUAGGUAUGAGUGAUGAUACACUUGUUAAAUCUCAUCAUACUUCAUCAAUUGGUGGUUUAAGAUUACAUUUACGUUCAGCUAAAGAUCUUAAGAAUUUAGAAGCUGUAGGUAAAGUUGAUCCAUAUGUUAGAGUCUUAUUAAAUGGUAAAUUAAGAGCUAAAACUUUAAUAUUUCCUGAAACAACUGAUCCAUUAUUUGAUUCAGUAUACUUUUUACCAGUUUCUAAUGAACAUCAACACUUUUUACUUGAAAUUAUGGAUUAUGAACCAGAAGGUAAAGAUAGAUCAUUAGGUAAUGCUGCUAUUAAUGUUAAAGACUUUUUAAAGAAGGAUGAUAAGGGACAUUUCUUGGCUUAUGAUGGAGCCGAAGAAAUUAUUGAACAACCAGUUAUAUUUAAUAAAAAACCCACUGGUACUUUAAUUUAUUCAAUAUCAUUUAUUCCAACCAUUCCAAUUUAUAGUCAUCAUGAAAUAGUUAAUAAAGAUGCAGUUAUUGCUGAAGUAAGAGCUAAAAAACUUAAAGCUGCUAAAAAGAAAGAAGCCGAUGAAAGACUCUUUAGACAAAAUCCAAAAGAAUAUGAAUGGGUUGAAGUGGCUGGAGAUGAACUUCCUGCUCCUGAUAAGAUUGAAAUGCCUUUAGAAACUGCCAUUAAAUAUAGAGCUGGAGCUGUAACUGUACAUCUUUUAGGUGGUACAUUUGAUAAACCAGAUAUUGUAGUCCAUACUUUAUUUGAUGAUCAAGCUUAUUCUUCAGGAGUUUCUCCAAGAUCAGAAGGUAGAGUUUUAAAAGUAUCAUCAACUGGUGAAGGAUUUAUUAGAGAUUUACCUAAUUCUAAAAUAAUUUUUAGAAUUGCUAAGAAAUUCGAAGUUAGUUAUCAAAAUGAUAUUCUUGCUGAAAGAAGUUUUGAUACUCUUGAUAUUUUGAAAAAGGCUUAUGAUAAACCAUUAAAUAUUAAAAUUGAUGAUCGUAAUUCUAUUCAAGUUCAACUUGAAUAUACUCCAUCUACAGUUAAAUUACCUCCUAAAGAUACUGUUUUAGAUGUUGGAUUCCUUAAAUUUGAUAUUAUUGGUGCUGAAGAUUUAAAAUCGGUUGAUUCAAAUGGUAAAUCUGAUCCUUUUGUAACUAUUUCUGUUGAUGGAAUUCAAUUAUUUAAGACUGAUAAAAAGAAGAAAACUUUAAAUCCAAUUUGGAAUGAAAGUACAGAAAUUCCUAUUUUAUCUAGAUCAAGACAAGUUGUAUUAUUAGAAGUAUUUGAUUGGGAUUUAACUCAUGAUGAUCGUAGUCUUGGUAAAGCUAAUUUACAAGUAUCUAGUGUUGAACCAUUAACUAGUACUGAAUUCCCGGUUAAAUUAGAUACUCAAGGUAUUGUUAAUUUGAAAGUUACUUUUAGACCAGAAUAUAUUAGACCAAAAUUAAGUGCUCGUCCUGGUUUACCAAUUGAAUUAGGAGCAGUUGCUGGAGUUCCAUUACAACUUGUUGGAGGAGCUGCUGAUUUGGCUGGUACUGCUCUUGGUAGUGGUGCUAGUAUUGCAACUGAUAUUGGUGGUAAAGGUUUAGGUAUUGCUAGUGAUAUUGGAGGUAAAGGUUUAGGAAUGGUUGGUGAUGUGAGUGGUAAAGGUGGUUCAUUCCUUAAAGGAUUUAGUAGACUGAAGAAAACUAAAAAGACUAAUGGAAGUGAUGAUGCUGAUAGUACAUUUGAUAAUUCUGAUGUUGGAUCUACUUAUAGUCAAGGUAGUAAACUGAUACCAUCAACACCAGCCAAAAGUACUAAAGGAAAUGUAAUUGAACCAACUACUCCUAAAUCUCAAUAUACUAAUGAUUUACAAAGUUUAAGAUCGGGUCAUCCACCACCAAAUGCUACAGUAGCUGGACUUGAAGGUUUACCUCCUCCACAACGUCCAUCAUUUAGUCAUACUAGAAAUGCUAGUGGAGGUAAUUCAGAUGCAUUAAGUUUUGUUGCUAGUAUUAAUGGACCAGAUGCUAUUCCUGGUAGAAUUAAUAUUAUUAGUGCUUCUGGAGCUAAAGGUUCAUCAUCAAUUGAAGCCAAAGUUAUAUUAAAGACUUCUACUCGUGAGAGAGAAUUAUUUAAGACAAGACCAACUAAAGUAGAAAAGGGUACUGAUACCUUAAAAUGGAAUGAAAGUGUUGCAUUUAAGGCUACUACUCUGAGUGAACUUGAAUUCCAACUUCGUGAACAUCAUACAUUUGGUAAGAGUGUUAGUUUAGGUUCUACUUCAUUACCAUUAACUGAUGUUCUUAACCAUAGUGAUAAUAUUGAUGUUACUGUUGGAAAUGUCAAAUUGACUUUGAACAUUAAAUAUUUUGGUUAGUUAGUUAAGAAACAGAAAAGAAAAGAAAAGUAAAAAUAAGACCGCCAUUUGAGUCGAGUUGUAUUAUUUAGUUUAUUUAGUUUAUUUAGUUUAUGUUUAGUUUGUUUAAGUUUGUUUAAAUUUAGUUUCUUAAUAAUAUUAGUUAUCGUUACAUUUAUUAUUGCAGCU
Scheffersomyces amazonensis is the source of this 4686-nucleotide messenger RNA. RefSeq lists its product as uncharacterized. Gene Ontology annotation, molecular function: lipid binding. The transcript has 2 exons. Lineage: Eukaryota; Fungi; Ascomycota; Pichiomycetes; Serinales; Debaryomycetaceae. The coding region runs from base 133 to 4518 and encodes 1461 amino acids. The record is from RefSeq and is a predicted model, not a curated record.